AGAAUGGAGAUGGCUUGAGGACGGCUAGUGCUUAUGUGUGCAGCUGUCACACCAGCAGUUCUGGUUGCUCUCUAUCUGAAUUUCAAAGAAAUGGGACGACGUGGACGUUGCCAUGGUAGCUUGCUAGCUGUUAUUAACAGUUACCUGUUCGACUAGCACUAGCGCCCGGAACAAUGACAGUGAAAAUGGCGGGGAGGAACCAGGCCUAUGGUUUCAAGUCGGCGACCACUGUGCAGCCCGCCAACGGCGGCCACGCGUACCUGUUCGGCAACGGCUCUGAGAACGACCUGUCUGAGGAGGACGGCGAGGGCAGCGAGCUCCGCCCGCGGGGCCGGGAGAGGCUGCGGCGCGGCCCGUCCCGAGACAAGAUGGACGACGUCAUCUACCUGGUCAAGGACAUCAAGGAGGGGGACACCCUGAACAGCAUCUCGCUGCAGUACUUCUGCUCUGUGGCGGAUAUCAAGCGGGCCAACAACCUGUUGUCGGAACAGGACUUCUUUGCGCUGCGAUCCAUCAAGAUCCCCGUCAAGCGCUUCAGCGUGCUGACUGAGACCCACAGCACAACCUCCCUCAAAUCUGCCUCCCCCUCGGGCACCCACCGGCUCCCCCAGACCCCCACCACCUCCCCGGACACCUCCACCGACUCUUCCUCCUCCUCCACCGACAGCGUGGAGGGCUUCCUCCAGGAGAAGGACAAGGACAUUGAGCUGCUGGUCAAGUCCACGUGCCCCUCCCGGAGCAGCCUGAACGAAGUGGUGUCCUCGCUGAGCCUCCAGCAGCCCCUGCUGAGCGAGGAGCCGGACUUCAAGCCCGCCCCCAGGAAGGACCCCUACUACGGGGCAGACUGGGGCAUGAGGUGGUGGACGGCCGUGGCCAUCAUGCUGGUGGUGGGCAUCGUCACGCCCGUCUUCUACCUGCUGUACUACGAGGUGCUGGUGAAGGCUGACGUCAGUCACCACGCCACCACGGAGUCUCACAAGGCUGCCGUCACCCUGGCCGCCGAGCAGCUGGUCCAAGCACCAGAGAAUAGAGGGGACGUUGCUGGAAAUGUUCCCCCACCCGAGUCCCAUGGAUUAAGGCAUUAUUCGGACGUGGAGGGCCACCCUGCCUCCAAGCAAACGAUCACGUAGCGAGGCAGUUCUGUCCACACACACACACUACAUGGACUAGACCAUAAUUAUGAGCCAAUAAUUGCUCGUUAAAAUGCAAUGCAAGCUCCCUGAUGGAAACCCUUCAUAGAGUGAAAAGAGGACGUAAGAAAUAAACAUGUUACUUUUUGUUCUUUUUUUUUUAAAUAUGUUUUGCACAGAGAAAUGUUAAUUCUGUAUCUUGAUUUGGUCAUUUCAGCCGGAGGUUAGCUCCACCUCGUCUGAAGACGGGUAGUCCUUUUGUCAGAGCAGUACCAAUUGCUGCCACUGUGUUCAUGUUGAAAAUAUAGUUGAAUAAUGGUAAUUUAUUUGAGAUUUAGCCCUAUAUUUACUAUCAGUAUUGAAGUUGUCACAGAUUCUCUUGAACAAUGUGUGAAUAUGUUUUGCUUGCCUUUGGGGGAAUCCGCAUUUUAUCAUCUGAAAAAAAUCUUUCUGCAAAGGGCAUGGUGAUGAAACACAGUACGGCCAGAACUAUUCUAGAUAUUCUACAGUGAACUGUAAUAUUGUAUCACCAUUUCUUAAAAUAAUGUCCAUUUCACGUUUUAUGAAAAUGUGUUAUAAUUGAACUGUACGUGCCUUCAACCUGAGGAACACUUUAACAGGCUGAAAAUAAAAGUAUAUUUUUAAUAAAUUA
Osmerus eperlanus (European smelt) is the source of this 1782-nucleotide messenger RNA. RefSeq names its product LysM, putative peptidoglycan-binding, domain containing 3 (gene lysmd3). Gene Ontology annotation, biological process: Golgi organization. The transcript is spliced from 4 exons. Bases 174 to 1130 code for a protein of 318 amino acids. The record is from RefSeq and is a predicted model, not a curated record. Gene Ontology annotation, cellular component: Golgi apparatus. Lineage: Eukaryota; Metazoa; Chordata; Actinopteri; Osmeriformes; Osmeridae.